AUGUGGGUGCUACGAGACUACUUCUUCCCAUGUUGGUUUCCACCGAUUUAUACUGCUGAUGGAUUUUUGAAGGUACAGUAUAGGUUUUUCGUUUGUUUUCUGAAAACAAAGUUGUUGCCAUUUUAUGUUCUGUAAAGAAAGUUUUUUCUAUUUUCUUGUUUUUAAUACAGGCUUUGCGAUUUUAUUUGCUGUAACAAGUUAUUGCCAUUUUAGGAAGAGUUGGAACAAAGAAAACAAGAAAUAUUAAUGAAAAAUGGCUACCAAACAGCUUUGGUGUUGCCCACAAAACUCAUGAUAGUACCACCAACUUCGAGGGCUAGUCGAUUGUCACGCUCUCAACCGGAUGUUUUUACAAUCAAUAUUGAAAGCGACAGCGAUGCCGUUUCAUUCCGGUAG
Messenger RNA from Bursaphelenchus okinawaensis, 396 nucleotides. The record is from the annotation of a GenBank genome assembly. NCBI's taxonomy places the organism in Eukaryota, Metazoa, Nematoda, Chromadorea, Rhabditida, Aphelenchoididae.